This is a messenger RNA of Microtus ochrogaster (prairie vole), 2229 nucleotides long. RefSeq names its product kelch like family member 33 (gene Klhl33). Lineage: Eukaryota; Metazoa; Chordata; Mammalia; Rodentia; Cricetidae. Bases 113 to 1759 code for a protein of 548 amino acids. The record is from RefSeq and is a predicted model, not a curated record. Gene Ontology annotation, molecular function: protein binding. The transcript is spliced from 4 exons.
AGGGUUUUGUUUGGUUUGCGGUGCUAGGGAUGGAGCCUAAAUCCUCACUUCCAUUCAACACUGGGCCACACACCCCCGCCCUGUGUCAGAGUUUUGGAUCAUCGCUCCAGCAAUGCACCGAGUAGCCCUGGCCUGUGGCAGUGAGUUCUUUGGGGCCAUGCUUCUGAGUGGGAUGAGGGAGUCCCAGGGCACAAAAGUGUCUCUGCGUACCAUCUCUUCGCAAGACCUGAGACUCCUCGUUUCGUUUGCCUACUCUGGAGUUGUACGAGAAAGAUGGCCAGGAUUGCUAAGAGUCGCCCAGGCUGCACUGCAGUACCAAAGCUCCUCCUGCCUGGAUUUGUGUCAGAGAGCCUUGGCUCAAAGCCUCUGCCCUGCUCUUUGCCUGGCUUUGUUUCCUAUGGCCGAAGCUCCUGGUUUGGAGAAAGUCUGGGGAAAAGCCCAUCGUUACCUCCUCUCUCAUCUGCCUGCCGUGUCUUUGUGCCCUACUUUCCCGUCGUUACCGGCCACCUGCCUGGCUGAGCUCUUGGACAGUGAUGAGCUCCACGUACUAGAAGAGUUUGAGGCUUUCCUGGCUGCACGGCGCUGGCUGGCUGCCAACCCUGAGACCCAGGAGUCAGAGGUUAAGGACCUGCUGCGAUGUGUCCGCUUUGGUCGCAUGUCUACCCGAGAGCUGAGAAAGGUGCGUGCAGCUGGGCUCCCUCCACCUCUGUCCCCCGAUCUGCUGAACCAGCUGAUGGUGGAAGCCGAAAUACCAGGUCAAGAGAGGUGGAGGAAGCCUGACCAAGCGCUGGUGGUGAUUGGCGGGGAUGGGCUUAGACCUAACAUGGACCGAAGACAGCCGUCUUGCAAAGUGUGGUGGGCUCGGGCUUUCCGCUGUGGCAUGGGUCUGGUACGCACUGUGGAAUGGUGUCGGCUGCCUGACCUGCCUGCCCCAGGGCGCUUUCGCCAUGGAGCUGCAAGCCUAACAGGAAGUGAACUCUAUGUCUGUGGGGGACAGGAUUUCUACAGCAAUAGCAACACUCUGGCUUCAACUCUCAGGUGGAGCUCCAGUCAAGAAGACUGGGAGGAAAUGGCACCCUUGUGCCAGGCUCGGAGCUUCUUCCCUCUGGUGGUGUUUGAUGGAGAGCUUUAUGCCCUGGGUGGACGGGGCAAUGGUGUUGCCCUUAACUCUGUUGAGACCUAUAACCCUGAACUCAACGUCUGGAGGCCGGCACCUGCUCUUCCAGUACCAUGUUUCGCCCACGCAGCUGCAAUCCUCGAGGGUCGAUUGUAUGUAAGCGGCGGCUAUAGUGGGACCGGCCAGUUCUUGGACUCCUUGAUGAUCUAUGACCCCAAACUUGAGAAGCCUGAGACACGUUUGAGCCCAAUGCGAGUAGCACGGGCUAGUCAUGUGAUGGCUGCUCUGGGUGGGAGGUUGUAUGUGGCGGGUGGACUCGGUGACACUGGGGACCUGCUGAGCUUUGAGGUCUAUGAACCGAAGACGGAUAGCUGGACUCACCUGGCACCCCUGCCCUCCUCGCAUGUCGGGGCUGCAGGUGCUGUUUUACAGGGGGAGCUCCUGGUACUGGGGGGCUACAGUCACCGUACCUACGCCAUCUCCCACCUUGUCCAUGCCUACUGCCCUGGUCUGGACCGCUGGCUCUGCCUGGGAACUCUGCCCAAGCCUCGCGCCGAGAUGCCUGCCUGCAUCCUGACAUUGCCCAGUGUGCAGCACAUAGCUUUGGUCCCUACUCAGCACCAAAACAAACCUGCUGGGUGACUGAGGAUCAGCCGUGUUUGAGGGGGGAAGGGAUAAGAAUACAAUGACAGUGACAAAGGGAAGAAAUUAUGAGAGGGUUGAAAAGUUGUAUUGGUUGCUUGCUUUUAAAAGUCGUUAUCAUUAGAAAGAUUCUUAUUACUGCAGCUCUGGUUGGCUUUGAACUGGAUGUGUAGCCUGGGCUGGCCUCAAACUCAAAGUCCUGCCUCUGUCUCCUGGGUGCUAGGGUUGCAUGUACUACCCCACCUUGAUUGAGGACAGGGUCUCUUGUAUCCUAGGCUGGUUUAUAACUCCCUACAUAGUCAAGGAUGACCUUGAGCUGUUAAUCCUCCUGCCUCUGUCUUGAAAGCACUGGGUUCACAGGCAUAUACACCUGAUUGGUGGCUGAGAUCAAACUCAAGACUUCCUGCAUGCUAAGCAGGUACUCUGCCAACUGAGCUAUGUCCCUAUCCCUGAAAGAAGGCUUUAUUCUU